Molecule: messenger RNA, 493 nt
Organism: Leptomonas pyrrhocoris
Lineage: Eukaryota; Euglenozoa; Kinetoplastea; Trypanosomatida; Trypanosomatidae
Product: putative ring-box protein 1
Exons: 1
Coding region: 161-493 (110 amino acids)
Biological process (GO): protein ubiquitination; ubiquitin-dependent protein catabolic process
Cellular component (GO): cullin-RING ubiquitin ligase complex; nucleus
Molecular function (GO): zinc ion binding; cullin family protein binding; ubiquitin protein ligase activity
Source: RefSeq, a predicted model, not a curated record
AGCUCUUUUAUUGAUAACUGUCAGUGAUUAUUGGCAUCAAGCGUCUCCCAAAAAUACAUAUAUAUAUCGAUAUAUAAAUACGUGCAGCGACGCCUUCGGCAGCGCUCAUAGUGCCACGUACAAGCUUACGCCUUCGGAAUCCAGGACACGAACUCCUGAAAUGCAAGGUCCAAUGGAGACUAAAAACGAGCUUGAAGUUGCUAAUGCCGUCGAAGGUAGUGAAGGCAACCGCUUUCAGCUUAAAAAGUGGAAUGCGGUAGCGCUGUGGUCAUGGGAUAUCCAAGUAGAUACGUGCGCCAUUUGCAGAAAUCAUAUCAUGGAUCUGUGCAUUGAGUGCCAAUCCAACCCUGCCUGCUCACCGAAAGAUUGCACUGUAGCCUGGGGAGCGUGCAACCAUGCCUUCCAUAUGCACUGCAUUUCUCGUUGGCUAAAAACGAGAAACGUGUGCCCUCUAGACAAUAAAGAAUGGGUUUAUUUGCGGUACGGUGCGUAA